ACUGCUUGUAUCAAAUCACGCUAUACUACAUAUCGAUAUUUCUUAAGAUCUCUUCGUGCAAGAUGGAAAAACCCCCGCUAGAACAACAACUACACCUAGCAGCUAUUCAAGGUGACGCCUCUAAUAUUUAUGAUUUAGUCAUGGGUGAGAAAUUAAACGUCGAUUGCCCGGACAAGGAAAAUACAACACCCCUAAUGUUCGCCUCUGCUAACGCUCAUCUUGACUGUGUUGAAGAACUCUUGGGCCUUGGUGCUGACCCAUCAGCCAGACGUCAAACAGGAACAACUGCCUUAUUUUUAGCAUCACAGUGUGGCUCUCUUGAUAUAGUUCAAGAACUUCUCAAAAAAAAUCCUUCCGUAGUUGAUUUACCAAAUUAUGAAGGAGCAACGCCACUAAUAGUAGCAUGUCAAUGUAACCAUCUGGACGUUGCUACUUUGCUGAUUGAGACUGGGGCCGAUAUACAAGCACAGAUGAGUGAUGGAACAACCGCUUUAUUUCUAGCGGCUCAAAAUGGCCAUUGCCGAAUUAUAGAAUUAUUAUAUAAACACGAAGCCUCUGUAAAUGAGCAAAGGAAAGACAAAGCCAGUCCUUUGUGGAUAGCUUGCCAAAUGGGUCACUUGGAUGUAGUAAAGCUUCUUUUGAAACUAGGUGCAGAAGUAGACGCUGCGAGAGAAGAUGGAGCAACACCACUAUUUAAAGCCACUCACAAAGGACAUUUGGAAAUAGUUCAAGAAUUAAUUAAACACAAGGCGAAUUUAAAUUUGUUGCCAAUUGGGGAAAGUGCUCUUCAUGCAGCUGCUCUUUUCGGUCACGGUAAGAUCGUUAAAGAAUUAUUCGAAAGUGGAGCCGAUCCCCAGUUGAAGAAUUCUUAUGCACAAACUCCGGCUGAUUUGGCAAAAGACGCUGGUUACGACGCUAUUUAUAACUAUCUAAAUAAUCCAUCGUCUUCUGUUAUAUAA
Molecule: messenger RNA, 959 nt
Organism: Dimorphilus gyrociliatus
Lineage: Eukaryota; Metazoa; Annelida; Polychaeta; Dinophilidae
Source: the annotation of a GenBank genome assembly